AUGGAGCCUCGCGCCCGCGCCGCCAAAAAUGUUGGCAAAAUGAACUUUAGCCACAACGAGCUGGCUCAACUACUAUACGCCCACGGCGACGUGAGGAACCCGCUCCCCGAAACGAUUCGCGUGCUAGACGAGAUCGUAACCGAGUUCAUCCAAGGCAUGGCCUUCGAAGCGACGCGCGCGGCCAACUACGCGGGACGGCAAAAGGUCAAAUACGAGGAUUUCGAAUUCGCGUUCCGCAAGAACGACGCCUUUCUCGGAAAGGUCCAGGAGGUCUUUGAGAAGAAGGGCGAGAUCGAGUCGGCCAAAAAGAUUUUCACAAAGGACGACGAGGCGGUACUCAUGAAGGACGCGGCGGACCAGGAGCACGGCAAGAAGGAUAAGGCCGCCAACGGCACGGGCGAAGCUUCGGGUGCGGCGGACGCGGCGGUGAAGCAAGAGGAGGAGCUGGGCGAGGCGGACGAUGACGCUGAUGCCGAGAGUGAGGUUGCGGGACGACCGUCGAAAAGGGUCAGGUUGGACGGAGAUGGGAAGUGA
Colletotrichum godetiae is the source of this 534-nucleotide messenger RNA. RefSeq names its product transcription initiation factor IID. Gene Ontology annotation, biological process: transcription by RNA polymerase II; RNA polymerase II preinitiation complex assembly. Gene Ontology annotation, molecular function: protein heterodimerization activity. Gene Ontology annotation, cellular component: transcription factor TFIID complex. The record is from RefSeq and is a predicted model, not a curated record. Lineage: Eukaryota; Fungi; Ascomycota; Sordariomycetes; Glomerellales; Glomerellaceae. The coding region runs from base 1 to 534 and encodes 177 amino acids. The transcript has 2 exons.